AGGAAGUUAGUUGUGUAUCGCUGGUAAACGUUUUGAAGAAAUCAUAAAAUUCCUCAUGGAAUCAUCAUCAGGUAGAUUUUGUGAUAAUUGUGAACAUCGUCACCGUGCAACUGCUGCUGUCACGUGGUGUCCAGAUUGCGACGAAGCAUUUUGUUUGGAAUGUGUGGAUUAUCACGAUUCUUUAAAACUUGCGAAAUUCCACAAACCUAUAUUGUUCACUGAAUAUGACAAAUUACCGUCGUAUAUCAAGAACACCAGUAUCUACUGCACGGACCAUGACCAGAAAUGUGAAUUGUAUUGUUGUAAACAUCGCCAGUGUUGUUGUAAUGUAUGUUUAAAGGAAUCACAUUUUCAAAUGUGAAAAGCUCGACAUAAUACAAGAUGCUGUAAAAAAUGUAAAAACGUCACCAGCGCUAGAAGAUAUUGAAAACGAUUUGAAGUGUCUAAUGCUGAAUUUGGAUUCUUUAAUCAAAAACAGACAGGAAAACAAAACUCGAAUAAAUGCACAGAAAGUAGCAUUUAUGGAUGAUAUUAAACGUUUACGUGAACUAUUUAAUGCCGAAUUGGACGAAAUGGAACAAAGUUUAAGAGAUACGCUAGCAUCGGACGUAGAACAACUUGAUUCUGAUUUGGAUAUUCUUGUGCAGGAAUUAGAAGUCCACAAAAGCCACAUAAGUACUCUGCAGGAGGAACUGAAAACUGCUAUUAGUUUCGCAACUGAUCUUCAAGUCUUUUUAGGACUUAAACCGUUAGAACUCAAAGUAGAAGAAGAACUUUCUUAUUUUGAAACACUUACAACGAAUGCAGCAAUGUGUGAAGUUGAUAUCGUCCUUGAUGUACCACCUACUGUGACUGCCAUAACAGAAAGCAGCAAAUUGUUAGGUGAAAUUUCACAGUCAAGAAAACAUAAUGAUUUAGAAUUUGAAGUGCGAAAGAAGGAACAAGCACAACUUUUACUACCAUCUGUUAAUGAGUUAUCGAAUAUCAAAUUUUCUGAAUUUGCAAGUUUUCAGUUACCACAAGGGGAUAACGGUAUCAACAUAUUAGGCUGUACCAUACUGCCAGAAGGAUUGCUGGUAUUUGCUGAUGACCGUAACAAUCGAUUAAUUACAUGUGACAGUGUCAGUAAUUUUCAACGAGAAAUAGAUUUAUCGUUUUCACCUCGGGCUGUUACGUACAUUAAUAAUUCAAAUGUUGGUGUGACAUGUCAGUCGUCUAGUAUGGUCGCAGUUGUUGAACUGGUUACUGGUAAAACAUUGUCGACGUUCUCGACAGUUGAUCCAUGUUACGGUAUAAGUUUUCUAAAUGACACACUGGCUAUUAGAAUAUCGGGAUUUUUCUUACUGACUACUAUUUUUGGGACAGUUAAAGCAAAGUUAAAGGCAAUUGGCCAGACACAUUGUUGUGCAGGGGAGGAUAACAUAUUUUCUUCAAGUUCGUCCAGCCAUAAAGUAUUAUGCUUUAACAAAGAUGGCGAUCUUAUAUGGCACUUUCAGGAUUCGAAAUUGCAAACUCCAAAAGAUGUGGCCGUUGACGAAAAUGGUUUUGUAUUAGCAGUAGGUGAAAGUUCAAAAAACUGCUUUGCAAUCUCACCUGAUGGAAAAACAGGCAGAGAAAUUCUAAGCAACUUAGACUUUCCCUACUCCUUAGAUUUUGAUAAAACUUCCAAAUUAAUGGUAAUCACUAACAAAAAUGGUUUCGUUCGAGUGUAUCACAAGCAUUGAGAGCUCAAAUUCAGAGGACCCUGCUACCUACCCACAUCUCAUCAUUUGAAUAUGAAACAAAUAGUUUGGACAAAAUUGAUUAUACAGAUCGUUGAAUAUAUAUUAUAUUAAGUAAACUUCAAGUUGAUCAAAAGUAAAAAAUAAAAAUUAGUAUAGGGCAAAUUUAUACGGUCUUAAACAAUUG
Mytilus trossulus (common blue mussel) is the source of this 1908-nucleotide messenger RNA. RefSeq lists its product as uncharacterized. Lineage: Eukaryota; Metazoa; Mollusca; Bivalvia; Mytilida; Mytilidae. The coding region runs from base 447 to 1724 and encodes 425 amino acids. The transcript is spliced from 2 exons. The record is from RefSeq and is a predicted model, not a curated record.